UAAAUUCUUAAGACAAAAUGGAAGAGAAGAUAUUAAAUUCUUUUAGUAGAGAAGGUACUAAAAAGAUAUCAAUUAAUGAAGCAAGAAAGCAAAGAAAGAAAUAUGGAAACAAAUCUAUGGAAAUUCAAAAUCAUUUUAGUCAUCCAUUCAAGCCGCCAGGAAGUUGGAAUACUUUCAAAUAAAUCACCUGAUAAAAUUCUCUCAGAAUCUCUAAAUCAUAGUCAUAACAUUGACCUAAAUUUUGACUCUAUGUGCUACAAAGAUGGUUUAAAAUGGAAGAAUAAGCCUGUUAUGGUUUUCAACAAUAUCAGCUUACUUUCAGAGUCAAUCCAAAGCUGUUCAAACAACUCCAAAAGGGAACCUGAAAUUAAGCUCUCAGAGCCUAGUUUGAUGAGGUAUCAGGUUGAACCAGAGGUCCUCCUGACUCCUGAGCGGAUUAGUACCAGAGGAAAUUACACUAAUCAUCCUUUGGAAAGAUGUCUUCCAAAUCAGGUAAUAGCCUCUCCAGAGAGCAUUCAUACUCAGAGUACGAAGAGCAUCACUUGGAACAACAAAAGUGAUUCAAAUGACAUUUUUCUGUAUGAUUUGAGAGAUAAAGGCAUGCAGAUCAGUAGCGAAAGUGUAGUAGACCUUUUCAAUUUUAAAAGAUUCCCUUCUUCAACAAGUUGUGACAUAGAUGAUGUCAAUAUUUCAGAUGGCGAUACUGAUAGAAAAUCUAAUAAUGAAAACUUAUUUAGAAAAGAACUCUCCAGUAUUUAUGAGAAAACGAAUGAGAGCCAUACAGCUACAUGAGAAAGAAGUAAAAUGAGCAGAUCAAACGGCCAACCACUCCAAUUAGCUUUACCAAGCUCGACUGAGGUUAAUUUUUAUAAGAAAAGUAUCGAUCAAAUAGCUGAUAAAGAAAACAACCAUAAAUAAAAUAAAUGAAAUCCCUGCAGUAGCAAUUUCUGAACCUAGAUCAACAAUAACCCCUGGAAAAUCUCCAAACACAAAAUUCAAUUUCAAGCACCACAAAAAGCAAUCCCACAGACCCCUAUACAAAAGCUUAAUAUCCCAACGCAUCCCACUCGCCCACUCCACAAUCCCUCCCAACCCUCUCAGCAUAAAAACUUGUAGGAAAGAGCAGCCUUAAGGUGGGUAAGAAGGAAGUAGUGGGCAUGAAGAGAGUGGUUCAGCAGUCGAAUUUGAAUAAAGUGCUCCAAAAGGCUCAUUGGAGGAAGCCUUUACAAGGCUGUCCUCGCCAGCUUGCAAAUAAGGUCAAGGUCAAAGGCUGCCCAGAGAGGAAAAAGAAAAGGAAACCCAAAGGUAGAGAGCUCAAACAGGCAAGAGAUUUUUGGAAAAUUCAUCGAGAUUUUGUAGGAUAAGUUCUCCAAAGCUUGUCCAAGUUUUAAUCAAGAAUAAAUAUUAAUACUAUUCC
Molecule: messenger RNA, 1417 nt
Organism: Moneuplotes crassus
Lineage: Eukaryota; Ciliophora; Spirotrichea; Euplotida; Euplotidae
Source: the annotation of a GenBank genome assembly